UCCUUUCUCGCAAUAAGCUAGCUGUUGAAGCCGUCAUACGAGUCACAUUGUUUUACACAAGUGUGGUAAAUUAUCAAAAAAUAACACCAAUAUAUGCCGAAUAGAGUGUUUGGGGAAUGUUUAUAAAAUCACAGUUUCUUUCGCUUUGUACAUUUGCGCCCUAACUGUUCCCGUAGGUUUGGUGUCCAACGUCGAAGGGUGUGUUUUUCUUUUCGCUCGCCGUCAACACAGCAGCAACGUUAGCGUUAGCGAAGCAACCAAGCUAACGUUAGCCCUGAAACCAACGUAAUUCCGAUAGUUAGCCAAACAAACUCAGAGGGAGGCGUUGAUGAGCAGCAAUGUCUGGCAUCGCUCUUAGCAGACUGUCCCAGGAGCGCAAAGCCUGGAGAAAAGACCACCCAUUUGGUUUUGUUGCUGUGCCUACGAAGAAUCCUGAUGGAACCAUGAAUCUGAUGAACUGGGAGUGUGCCAUCCCAGGGAAGAAAGGAACUUUGUGGGAGGGAGGACUCUACAAACUCAGAAUGCUGUUCAAAGAUGACUACCCUUCCUCACCACCCAAAUGCAAGUUUGAGCCACCAAUAUUCCACCCAAAUGUCUACCCAUCCGGCACCGUGUGUCUGUCGAUCCUGGAGGAGGACAAAGACUGGAGGCCUGCCAUCACCAUCAAACAGAUCCUGUUGGGUAUCCAGGAGCUGCUGAAUGAGCCCAACAUUCAAGACCCAGCACAAGCAGAGGCUUACACAAUUUACUGUCAGAACAGGAUGGACUAUGAGAAGCGGGUAAGGGCACAGGCCAAGAAGUUUGCCCCCACAUAGAGAGGAGAGCCGUCCUCUGUCCCGCCUGAGCAGCCUGAACUGAUGGAGGAUACAAACAGGAGGCAGGCAGCGCCUGAAGGACCACUCCAAUAAGAAUCCAGUUUUGAGUAUUAUUAUACUACUACACAGGUGGCAAGUGAGCCUGUUUUUCUUUUUCUUUCUUUCUUCAAACAACAAAAGUUCAAUACGAUCAUAAUGUUACCUCUUCAAGAAAUAUUUAUGCAUUUUUAAUGCAUAGCUGAUGAUCCUAGGACUCUGCUGUCAACACGGACCUUUGCUAUUUGUAACUCUUGUAUAAUCCAUAUCUCCAGUUUUGUCAUGAGUGCUGCUAUGCUCACUCAUGCCUUCAUUAAUACUGUAAGUCAUGCUAAUGUAUCGGCAGAGCUGUAGAAAUAAGAUCUCAUGUCCAAACCACUCUCUGUGUAAUGUUUAGUCUGUUGUGGCAGAGGAGGAGAUUUCGCUUAUUCUAAACCUUCCAGUUUUUAUCAAACCAUCAAACCCCACAAGUAUUGUAGAUAGUGUUUCAUGAGUAUGGGAAUGAACUGGCGACAAAGCAGUCAAACGCACAAUGGAAGUUAAUCCACCCAUUGUGCUCUUGAUUCCCUUGUUUCGUUCCUAUUACGCAUCCGUCACAUCUGAGUUUCCAGAAAAGCAUCAAAAGAACACCAUCAACACGUCAAAUUCAGGUAAAAGACAAUCCUGGCACUUAUACUUUGGUUGUAAGCUAAACCGUGGCAGUUACGUAUGUAGGAAGUGGCGCUCGGUCCACCUCAAAGAAGGGAUGCGUGACGGGUGGAAAAUGGGGCACACAGGUCAGGGUUUUGCUUCCACCAAUGAGUUUAAAAUCAUCCUUUAUUGCAGUGGAGCUGAGAUAAGCUUAGUGUUAAGAUUCUUUUUGUGAAUCCAACUGGGAGCGAAAGUAUUUUUUCAGUGACGGUUUAUGAACUUCAUGCACAUUCGACACCAGCACGUCAUCUGCUUCCCAAAAAGAAAUGCUAUAGUACGAGUUUCAUGGUAAAAGUAAACAAAAGCGGUUGCUGUGUGUUCGUUUUUGGCUUUCAAGCAAUUAGAAAUAGCAUCACUUGGAGUUAUUUUUUUCCCAUAAUGCUUACAAAAUGAACACACACCUGAAUAAAUCCAAAAGCUGUUAAAUCUUCAAGUUGAUCUGGCAAACAGAAGCUGAAGGAUCCUCAUUGGAAUGGCCUCUCAACCAGCAAGGAAGACAGAUGAAAGUGCACUUGAGAGUAAGCAAAGGCCUGAGAUUUUUUUGCCUCUGAAUAUAUGAGUGCAUGUACAUAAUAUAAAUAAUGAAAUUGUGGAAGUUAUGUUUUAUAUUGUUUUAGCCAGUUGACAUUUGUGUGUGGUAUUAUAACAAAGAACACAAUAAAUGGCAUAAAAUUGUGAAAUAAAGUUAAAUAAAAGUACAAAAAAAA
This is a messenger RNA of Dicentrarchus labrax (European seabass), 2248 nucleotides long. RefSeq names its product SUMO-conjugating enzyme UBC9. Lineage: Eukaryota; Metazoa; Chordata; Actinopteri; Moronidae. Bases 339 to 815 code for a protein of 158 amino acids. Gene Ontology annotation, cellular component: nucleus. Gene Ontology annotation, biological process: protein sumoylation. Gene Ontology annotation, molecular function: SUMO conjugating enzyme activity. The record is from RefSeq and is a predicted model, not a curated record. The transcript is spliced from 7 exons.